AGUAAGCAUAUGGGUAAUAUUAUAAUUAAUCAAGUUUUGCCCUUUCAAUUUUGAAAAUAAAAUGUUAGAUUUUCCAUUUUUAAUUCUGAUUUAAAAUUAACUAUAUGUUCUCUAAAUUCUCAAUAACAAAAUGUGCCACUAAAAUAGAUUAUGGAACCAUGAUGGCUUAAUAUUCAAAUCUAUUUUCCUGUAAUUAGCGCAAGCCGUGUCCAAAGUGCGAAUGAAUUAAGCUUCUUCGAGCUGAGCAAUGAUGUAAAAAGGUGAAAAAUGAGGAAGAAUAAACAAUCUAGAUAAUGCUGUAAAUCUUUCUAGAAAAUGGGAUGCAUUUUUACCAAACCUGAAAGGAAUGGCAGAAACAGAAAAAUUUUCCGGGUGUACAAUGUGGAUGAAAACGGGGAAGAAUUGAAUCAUGGGAAAAUUGAAGUGACAGAUUCAGACCUGAUACUCUAUCAUCGCCAGAAGGAGAUUCGAUGGCCACUUCGGUGUCUGAGGCGAUACGGUUGGGAAGAGGAAUUGUUUUCUUUUGAAAGUGGCCGUAGGAGUACAACUGGACCUGGAAUAUUUGCUUUCAAAUGUCAGAGAGCAGAGUUCCUGUUUAACACUGUGCAGGAGUCCAUUCGUAGAGCUGGCCAGAGUGAGCACACUGCACUCCCUAUGGAAAAUGCUCACAGCAAUAGUCGCCCCCCAUCCAUGAUUGAAAUCCCUGAUUUUAAUAACAGGAAUCCCAACCACAGCAACGGAAAUCCACACUUACCCCAAGUGAACAGAGAAUUUGAUUAUGUGAACCAGACAACAGUUGAUAGUGGAAAUGACUAUGAAAACACUAUGCCCCCAGCUAAUGUUACUCAGAGUAUCUUCGAUAUCCUUCAUAUGGACAUCCCCCAACCAAGUCAGCCCAAUAUCAAUUACACUCACCUAGUGUUCACAUCGAGUGAAGAUAGUUUGUGUAACAAUGACAACAGUCCAGAUGCAGCCAAUGGUUCUCCUGCCAACACUGAGGAUGUGUUCUUAGAAGACAAUGUUCAAAAUUAUGUGAAUGUUCAGCCAGAAAAACAGCCAGCUCGACCCCCACCCCCAGUUAUGACCCGGAGGGACACCAAUGGAAUUACAAAUUGCAGUAAUCAGCGUAGUUCGACAAAUAUGGACCAGUCAGAAUGUGUGUAUAUAACUGUGGAGACUGGAUCCGACUCCACCCAGGCGGCCCCUGCCCCACCGGCCCCGGUGAGAGAGCAGCCGCCCACGUAUGCUGUGAUAGAUAUAGCCAAGUCAGAGGCCCUGCAGAACACGCAACGGGAUAGAAUCAGCAGCCGGUGGGAAGAAAACGAUAACUGCUGUCGCAAAACGCGGCACAAUAGCACGUUCAACUAGUUUCUCUCUCUCGAAUUGUUCGAGGCAUCACAUGGAUCCAUUUACCAAGGGUAAUAGUUUACAGUCCGUAAUGAUAUUAACCAAUCUGUAUGCCACUCAAAAUCUAGGGGAGAAAAUGUGUUCCUCAAAUCUUUGUCUUACUUUUACGGUAAGAUUUUAUUUUUCAAUCUUCAAUGAGAAGUAUUGCCCUUUUUUGUGUCUACAAAAACAAAACUUUUAAAAAUUUGUGAUUGUACAGUCAAAUUGUAUAUAUUUAUGUUCAUUUUGACAUGUCUUUCAAAAUGGAGCACAAUGCUCUUCAUGUGUUUGUUUUACACAAGAGAUGUUUUACAUGUCCUGUCAUUUUUAGUCUGCAGAUUUUUACUUGUUUUUAGCUGUGGAAAUAUUUAUGACUCUCAUUGAUACAUUUUAAAUGAUACUGGGGAUUGAAACAAUUACUUUGCCAUUCGAUAUUUCCUUUCCAAAAAAAAGAAGUUUCAUGUUGUCAAAUUUUAGUAGAUGAGAAUUGUGGUUGAUUGUUUAAUGUGUAGUUAUUUACAUGUACUAAAGAAACAUUUGCGAUACAGACUUAAUCUGUCCCCUAAAAAGGUGAAAAUUCAUUGUGAAAGUAUUUGAGACUUGAAAUGUUAGGGUUUUUUUUUCAACCUGCAAUUCUUUUGUGACAAAAAACUUUGAUAAUAUUACGACCAGUUUCGUUCCAUUUUGUGUAAUAUGAUAGUAGAACUUAAUGACGUAUUUAAUUGUUGCCCAUUGUUUUUGACUGAAAAUGUCCCUUUUUAUAGUAUUAGUAUUUUAGUUUGAAAACAUCAAAGAUGUUGGAGAACAAGACUUUUUUCUCAUCCAGUGACCUAUUUUUGGAAAAUUCAUCCUGGCGUCACUAUGAAUUGUGCACUCUUUAGAAAGGUCUGCUCCUUGGUUUGUAUGUCGUAUUAUGGGGUCCCCAGAUAUUAUAUAUAUGAUAGGAAUCGGAAACCUGUGCAUGCACCCCUCAUUGAAAUAAAGCAAACUUUGCUUUAAAACAUUGAGUCAUUUAAUUGUGUCAAAUGGACCUCUAUCAUAAAACAUUGUGUCAUAUUGGACCCGUAUCACACAAAGUCCUUUUUUGUGGAUAUUUUUAGAGAUGAUUUUGUGGCAACCUAUGUAAACAUGGUAAAAGAAAAAAAGUAGUUUUAGGUCCUAGAAAUAGUAAAGAAUUCAUUUUUAUGAAUGAGAUACAUGGUCUUUUUCUGUUCAUAUGAUAAUUCAUUUGGUUGGUAUUCUUCAGUCAUUUUACAAUCUGAUUUUAAAUUCAAUGCUACCCUUUGAUGACUAUGCUGAGUGCUUGCAAACAAACUGUUGAAUAUUUUCCCUUAUACUGUUGUCAUGAUAGCUCUCGGGUUGUAGAGUGAAAACAGAAUUUGAAAAUUGAUGUUUGUACAUAUGGGAAUUUUAACUUAUUGCCAAAUAUUUGCAAAGUUCAAAAGCAUUAAACUGUAUAGAAUUUUUUUUAUAUUUAUCAGACAAGAAAUGUAGUGCCUUCAAAAAAAAAUAAUGGGAAAUUCAGUUUUUUGAAAUUCGUUCACUUUCCUAGAUUUUUUUUUAUAAUGAUGUUAUCUCUUAAUUCUUUUUGAAAUGUCCACUUGUUAAUUCUGCAAAUAUGUGCUAUUUUGUUCUCUUAAUAGAUAUUUUACUGUUAUACAUAGAGCCAUGAGAUUUUUGUAAAAUCAUUCAUUGCACAAAACUCAGAAUACAAUUAUCUGUCAAAUUCUGCAACACAUCAUCACGAUAUUAUCAUAAUUAUUUAUUAAGAUCACAUCGGACAUGCUGUAAUACAUAUAAAUACAUCUUUAUUUCUUUUUCUGUAUCAUAUUAAAAGUAUUUUCAUUUUUCAUAUUCAGGAUUGUGAAGUUUGAUGUUCUGUUGGCAGGCACUAGUAUUUUGUAUUCACGGCAUAACAUUGUUUUUCUGGUCAACAAUGUGAAUAUUGGUCAUUUACGUCUAUUGGAUUAAAUGUGGAUGUGAGUAGGUGUGUAAAUUAGUAUCCCAAUUUGAUAAAAGAAAUUCAUUCAGAGAAUUAAGACUUCCUGCAUGUGUAUGACAAACAAUGAAAAACUUCCACGUUUUAUGGUAUACUUUGGUUUCAGGCAAAAUUGUCCGGAAUAAAUGAAGCUCUUGAAUAAAUCAAUGACAUUUAUUAGAGAAGUAGAUACGGUCCCCAAGAAAUAGCAUCCAGAAGUGGCGGCGUCGAAAUUGUCAAUGUCUGGAUAAAUGAAGCCAGUUUGCAUUUGAUGGACUAUAGAGUGUUAGAAUUUGGAAAAUUUUGUUUAUGUAUAUAAUGAUACUCCUGAAUAAUGUUUUGGAUUGGCUUACAAGGGUCGGGGGGAGGGGGGGGGGGGGAAUUGAAGAAGCUGUGACAGAAAGUUAAUGUAAUAUAUAACCUAAGAGUUCACAACCACCGAUCCAAAAAAAUAAAUGCUUUGUACCAAGUACCUCAGUGACUAACAGUUGUAUCAAAUAUCAUGUAUAGAAAUUAGAUCGCAAAUUGUGCUGUAUAGAAAAUUAAGAGAAGUGGCUUACAUUUUUGGCUGCUUGAAUGAAAUUUGACGAAAUGGCCAUCAUGACUCACAUCAUAAUGUACUGUAACAAACUAUACUGAAAAUAACAUCUUCAGUUUUGAAAACUCUCAGGCCAAAUAAGGCCUUAUGUGAACCAUAUCUUUUUGUCAGUUCUGGGAACAUAUUUUUUUUAUUCUGAUUGAGUUCCUCAGCAGUGCAUCUAGUGGCAGGAUAAGAGAUGAAUGUCACCUCAAAUUAUGUCAAGCAGUGAUAGUUUGCAGUAAAUUAUUUUAUACUUUUUUUUCAAAUCAAAUUUAUCCCCCCCCCCCCCCCCCCCACACACACACACACACACACACCCCAAAAAGAUCAAAUACAGUGAAAUACAGUUACCGUAAACACACUUAUAAUGCAUUCCACACUUACAGUAAAACACAGUUACAGUGAACACACUUAUAAUGAAUUCACACUUGCAGUAAAUCACAGUUACAGUGAACACACUUUUAAUAAAUUCACACUUACAGUAAAACACAGUAACAGUGAACACAAUUGUAAUGAAAUCACACUUACAGUAAACUGAUUUUCAUUCCUUGUAAUUCUAAAAUAUAUAUUAUGAUCUUGAUGGAUAUAACAAAUUCUGUUUAUAGUGAAUCAAACUCAUUUGUCCCCUGCAUUUCACUAUAAGCAUGUUUUAUUACUGUGUUAGGUUCCCGGAAAGAAAAUCUUUGUAUUUAUUGACGUUAUCAAAUUGAUGGAUGCAUGACUGGGACUGAUGCAUGUUGAAAUCAAUUAUUUUUGAGAGUGUAGGAUGUACAUGCUGCUGAUGAAUGUUUAACAUGGUUUCUAUCAUUUAGAAGUUUUUUGUAUGUGUCACCAUCAUGAAAUUUCAUCUGUUUCUCUUUUUAGCUUACCGGAGCUGAAGGCUCAAAUGAUCUUUUCUGAUCAAAAAGUUGUCUGUCAUUCAUAGUUAGUGUUGUUAAUUUUUUCACAUCAUUAACUUCUUCUCAGAACCAAGCUGCAGCACCAAUUUCAAUUGAACUUGGCAUAGAUCAUCCUUAAGUGAAGGGGUUUUAAUUUUGUUCAGAUAAAGGACCCUGUCCUCUUCAAGGGGGAGAUGAUUUAGAAAUGUGAAAAAAUUAGACUUUAUAUUUCAAAAAUCUUCAUCUCAAAAACUGCUUACCCAAUUUCAACCAAACUUGACACAAAGUAUCCUUAACAGUAAAGUGAAGGAGAUUCAAGUUUCAUCUAACAAAGGGCUAUGCUCUCUUCAAAGGGGAGAUUAUUAAUUGUUUCAAAAAUCUUCUUAAGAAUCACUCUGCUAAUUUUAAGCAAACUUGGCACAAAGAUGAAAGGGACUCGUAUUUGUGCAGAUGAAGGGCCACACCCUCAUCAAAGGAAAUAAGAUUUGGAUGGAGGUAUUUGAAAAUCUUCAGAACAGCUGAGCCAUUAAUCACCAAUUUGAAACUUUAUCUCCCAAUAUGAUAUUGAAGGUUUUUUUUCUCCAGCUCAUGGUCCCUAGAGCUAUUUUAAGGCUACAUUUGGGGUCCAAAGUUUAGCCAAGUUAAAAAAGAAUGUUUCAAAAAUCUUUUCUUUUGCAAGAACAACCUAGUUUGAUUGGGUUAAUUUGAUGAAAGUAUAUGAUGAGUAUAGGUUGAUGGUUUAUACCAGAAAUCUCGUGGUGAGGGACUAUUUCUAGUCCUGCCCUCUAGUAAUUGGUCCAUUUUCUCAAAAACGAUAGAAAUUCUUUCCCUUAGAUUAUAUAUUUUGUUGUUCCUUGUGACACAAUGAGUAUAAUGACAUUCAACAGAAUGGGGAAAGAGGACAUCUCUUGUCCAGUUCUUCCAGAAAUUAUCAAAUUAUUUGUGAAUUGUUGAAAAUAGUUUCUCAAUGUGGCCCAUGGGCCUCUUUUUUUUUUUUCUCUUCUUUACACUGGGGCAAUACAUAGUGUAUACUAUGAUGUAUUGUACAUUAUGUUGUUAAUAGAUAGGACAUUUACUUGUAAGUAUAUUAACAAUGUAUGUUUGUGUUACAGAUAAUGUGUCAUUACUUGAUGCACAAAUAUAGCCUCUUGAGCAUCCUGAACAAAAAAAAUUGAAGAAUGUGAAAUUUUUGACCUAGCUGUAGAUAUAUUAGAAUAUGCCAACACAAUAUAGCCAUCCCAUGUUCCCAUCCAAAUUAUAUACAAAUUAGAAUUCAGAAGUUUUAACUUGACGUAUCAUUUUUCAAUACAUACCAUUUAUGAAUACAGUGAAUUCUGAUACUCUUGGAAGUAAUUCUUAUAAAUACUGGACUGGAAUACUUUUUCGAUAUGACUAUUUAUUAUUUUUUUUUUUUAUGGCAUUCAAAUCAGAUCAUGCAGAUAUUUAUCUAUCCUUCAAAUUCUGCUUAAUGUAAAAGGCAGAGGCAGUAUGGCUUUAGCAAAUGGAUGAUCUCGAUAAGUAGUUAUAAGCAUGAGAUAUUCAUUGAUUACCCAGUUAGCAUGACAUUUCUUCCUGCACUUUUCAUUUAGAAUUCUAUGUUCUUUCUUUGAACAUGCUUUUGACCUUGACCUUAGCAUUUUGUUUCAGUUCUAUUUUUUUUUUUAAUAAAUAUUUAAAAAUUAUCAAUUUGUAAAAUAGAAUGUGGAACAAGUGGGCCAUUUAUUACUGUCUUCACACACAUUGUUAGGAGUUUCACAUUUCAAAAUGAUGAUAAUGCUUUAAUUCUUUGGUAUAUUGAUUAUUUUUCUCCCAGUAGAAAUGGGAUGUAGACAGUGUCAUUAAUUGAGGCUAUUGAUCUGGUUUCUAGAGUUAAGAUGGGUAGCCACUGUGUCCCAGUCAAUGGUGCUGAGGGACAACCAAGAAAGUCUGUGAUAGACAGAAGGGUGGAUCCAGAAACUGUCAUGUUUUUAGGGAGUGGAGAAUAGAUAGGGAACCAGAUAAUUCAUAUUUUAAAGAAGAAGAAAAAACCACAAUUAUAUUCCUCUUCCUAAGUGCACUUUGGUUUUGGUGCUGCAAUAUUGCAUUGGUGAUAAUGAUACUGAAAUUCAUAAAGCUUCAAAGUCAGCCCACAGAAAAAGAAAUUCACAAUAAAUUGUCUUUUAUUCCCAAUACGUGCGCUAAAAUAGUGUUAAUGAAAACAAUGUCACGUAGGUACCACACUCUUGACUAUACUCUUUGGACAGUAUAAUCCAAUCUCUUUGUAACCAGUAAUAACUUUACAAUGUGAAAGAGUAGGUAGUUUGUGGAGUAGAGCUCUCAAAGUAACUUUUUCCACAGUUUUGGAACAUGUGUAUCUUUGCUAGUUGAGAGUACCAGAGCAAAGUUAAAUUUCAUUUCUUGUAUGUUUGAUUAACACACAUUUGCAUGUGUUUUUAGAUAUUUGAUAGAAGUGUCAGGAUAGUAGCAAUAGUUUUGAAGUAAGGAUAAAAAUCAAUGCAAUGUUGUUGUUUUAUCUACAAGAUAUGAUAUCCCAUACUGGCAUCUAGUACCACUAUGUUAACAUGCUAAGUUUUUCCUUUUUUUCUUUCUGUUUUUUUUGUUUGUUUUUUUUGUCAUUGAAAGUUGACGAUAAUUGGUUUUUCAAUGCCAGAAACUUUACAAUAGCUUUACAGGAUGCAGUCCCUAAUAGUCGUGUGAUUUUGUAGGAGAGACAAGUAGUUUAAGAAACAUGACUUUUAUUUUGUGUCAUACUUUAUUUUCGUGAUCCUAACUUGCGGGAUUCAUCAGCAAGACACACACAAAGUAUUCACAAGAAAUACUUUAAUUAUUUUCGUAUCAAGGUGAAUUUCGUGAAUUGUUGAGAGUUUUCAUGAAUAACAAAUAGUUUACAGUAUUGUUUUGAUGUUUUCUGGUAAAUUGUAAUGAAGUACCCUGUGGCAACAGUCCUAUACAACAGAGUACAGGGUUUUAAUUAUUAAAAGAGCUUUUUUACGAUCUAGCUGUGCUGCUUCUAAAACCUUCCAACUUCAAAAUUUUAUGUAUACUGAAAGAAUUUUUUUAAAAUAGAUCCCCGUUUUUAAAGAUCUGUUGGAUUUUUAUGUUUGUUCUGGCAGCACCAAGGUACCCUUACUACAAAAAGUUAUAGUCUAGAGCAGCACCAAGGUACCAUUAUCAUAAAAAGUUCUAGUCUAGAGCAGCAUUGAGGUACUGUUGUUAACAAAACAUUUUGGAGCAUCCUGCAUUGCUACAAAUAUCCUCGAAUUCACUUGUUCUAAAAAAGGACAACAAAAAUGCGAUUGUGAGUUAACUACAAUUUUCAUUGAGACUCCUAUUAUUGAAAUAUUCCUCAUACAUAUUGGAAAAAAUAUUAUGUUUUUUUUUUUCUAUAGUAUUUUUGGGAGCAUUAGCUAUUUUCAAAGAUGAAAAAAGCAAUAUGUACCGAUUUGUUAACUCAGUUCAUUGUGACAUAUAUACAUCAAGGCAUAUCAUUUUUAACAUGAAGGUAUUUUUGUUGAAACCUCAAAUUGAGAUGAAAAAAAAGGUUGUUACUUGUUCAUCUUUUUAUUUAAAUUGUGCAUGUUAACAAUUUUGAAGUGCAUAUGCAUAAAUUUAGAUGGCUGGUUGUCUACAGAAAAAAUAGUUUUAUGUAUUAUCCAUAUUGAUUGUUUACAAUACAUGUGUAUUAUGAAUGGCUGAUCAUUAUUUAAUAUGCUGAUUUUACGUCCAUGUUCUCAUGAUAUGUGCAAUUUUGUGUUUGUUUCACAAGUAUUUGGUCAUGUGAUUCAAUAAUUUGACCAUGGUGUUGACUUUGUCGAAAUAAAAUAUUAUUUGUGACA
This is a messenger RNA of Ostrea edulis (European flat oyster), 8658 nucleotides long. RefSeq lists its product as uncharacterized. Gene Ontology annotation, cellular component: cytoplasm. The record is from RefSeq and is a predicted model, not a curated record. Bases 316 to 1368 code for a protein of 350 amino acids. Gene Ontology annotation, biological process: cell surface receptor protein tyrosine kinase signaling pathway. The transcript has 3 exons. NCBI's taxonomy places the organism in Eukaryota, Metazoa, Mollusca, Bivalvia, Ostreida, Ostreidae.